This is a messenger RNA of Anoplophora glabripennis (Asian longhorned beetle), 1881 nucleotides long. Its product is annotated as sialin. The record is from RefSeq and is a predicted model, not a curated record. Bases 285 to 1742 code for a protein of 485 amino acids. The transcript is spliced from 4 exons. Gene Ontology annotation, cellular component: plasma membrane. NCBI's taxonomy places the organism in Eukaryota, Metazoa, Arthropoda, Insecta, Coleoptera, Cerambycidae. Gene Ontology annotation, biological process: transmembrane transport; monoatomic anion transport. Gene Ontology annotation, molecular function: transmembrane transporter activity.
GGGAAGCUAGCUGAAACCGGUGCUGGUGCGCUCGAAAAAGCUGUUAAAAAAUCAGUCGGCGUAUAUUACUUGUGCAGUGGAGUUCGAAUGACCCAAGUUUAUAACAACCGGUAACUUGUUGUGAAUAAAUAACAGUGUUCUGUUACUAUUGGCAGUACCAACUGAGUCGAUUGACUGUUACACGUUUGUUUAAUUUCUAACUGUUCAGAGGUACUGCGAAGAAGGAUAGAUACAAAAAGCUGUAAGCAGGAGCCGGAAAUCAACCUACUGGAUCUCAUAGUGUAAUGGCAUCAGCAUCUUCGCGAAGAUGGACGGAUUUGUUGACAUGUCGUCAAGUACUGAAUAUAAUGGUCAUAUUGGGUUUCAUGUUCAAUUACAUGCUUCGAGUCAACCUCACGAUUGCCAUAGUAGACAUGGUGGUAGACAACGGCAACUCCACAUCAGCAAACGUCACAAAUUCCACAUCCACAGGACACCCUCGCUUCGCCUGGGAUACUCAAAUAAAAAACGACAUUCUAGGUAGCUUUUUCUGGGGUUACAUCCUCACAGAACUCCCAGGGGGUCGAAUGGCCGAAAUCGUAGGAGCCAGAAAAAUAUUUGGCGGUGGAAUGUUAGCUGCAAGUGUACUUACUAUCCUGACCCCAGCUUCUUGCCACAUACACCACUAUGCAGUGAUAGGUCUCCGAGCCGUUUUAGGGUUCUUUUUGGGGGCAACAUGGCCCGCUAUCCUUCCCAUGGCAGCUAAAUGGAUCCCUCCCAUGGAGAGGUCUAAAUUCAUUGCCAAUAUGAUGGCCAGUAGCUUGGGGGCGGCCAUAACUCUACCGGUUUGUGGAUUUUUAAUAAGCUCCCUGGGUUGGCCCAGCGUGUUCUAUUUUACGGGAGCAAUCGGUCUGAUUUGGUCCAUUCUUUGGUUCGUGCUAGUGUUUGACUCACCAGCUGAACAUCCCAGGAUAACAGAGGAAGAACGAACGGAAAUAGAGACAAAAAUUGCAGAUGGGGAAGGGGGCAAAGGCGUUAAGCCGUCUACGGUGCCCUGGGUAAGGAUUUUUACUAGUCUGCCUGUGUGGGCCAUCGUUAUAACACAUGGAUGUUCCGUUUUUGGAUAUUUCACCGUUGUAAAUCAGCUUCCUACAUAUAUGAAGGAUGUACUGCAUUUUAACAUAAAAAAUAAUGGGUUGUUGUCUAGUCUACCAUAUUUAGGAAAAUACUUAAUGGCUAUAAUAGCCAGUUGGCUUGCCGAUAAGCUGAGGAGAUCUGGAAAAUUAUCCACUACCGUCACAAGGAAAGUCUUCACAACCUUCGCUUUACUAGUCCCCGCCGUACUGAUGAUCAUCCAAGCCAUCUGGGGAGAAAACUCGGCCCUUUCCGUCACAGUAUUCACGGCAUCGUUAUUCUUCAACGGUGCCGUCACUGCUGGAUACCUCUCGAACGGUUUAGACAUAGCUCCCAACUUUUCAGGAACUAUCUUCGGCAUGGCCAACACUCUGUCUUCCUUAGGAGGGUGGGUGUCCACUCAGAUUGUAGCGGUUCUGACAAAGGAAAGCAGCACAUUCGACACGUGGAAAUUUGUGUUCUGGAUCCUCGUGUUUACUUACGCCUUUGGAUGUCUGUUCUACUUAAUUUUCGGUACAGGAAAAUUGCAGACGUUCAAUUCCGUGGAGGCCCAUCCUAAGGACGACAAAGAACUGCAGCCUUUAAAGAGCAAAGCCGAGUUGGACAAGGAAAAGGAGAUCUUAGCGUAAUAUUUUUUUUUGAGAUGUUGCGCAGUUCAACAAGGGGUCCAAGGAGAUCUCUGCAGAAAGCUUAUAUUUCCAUUUUGUAUAUAUCUAAUUUAUAUAUAUUUGUUAUAGUAUUAUUUUUUUAAAUAAAAUCUGACCCAAU